AUGUCGGACCACGGCUCUGAUUCCUCGGAGGGGAAGGUGACGCCUCACAUCCGACUCAACUCGGGGCGACAGGAUCCUUUCCUUCAGACAAAUGAGGGCUACGCGCCUCUCACAUCACGGACCUUUCCCCGGCCCUUGACACCACAAGGCCCCGAAGUGCCCAUGGCAGUAGGCGCUCAAGCGAUAUCACCAUACGGCGCAUCAAAUGUCCCCGAAUCCUCGGAAUUUCUGUUGCCUCCAAAGUUGAGGCCUACACAGGGACAAGGUACGAGCCAGACUUAUCGCCCCUUGUCCCCGGACCGGUGGUCUGCGGCUCGCUCGAGUAUCAGCUCCAUCAGUCAUGAGAGCACUUUCCCCUUGGAUCCGUUCCAGGAUUCGAGGGCACCUUCGCACGCUGGUAGUGAGGAGUAUGAUGUCAACACACAGACUGUGUCGGGAAAGUUCAAUAUCAUGCCCACUGACGGGUUGUUGUUGUUCCCUGAGGAUGUGGAGAAGGACGACUACUUGCAUAACCCGGACCCGGCGGACAAGGAUCGGGAUUGUGAUAUCUGGAAUCGACGGGGUAUUGUGAAUGUCGGUGGCCUGGCAAUUUUCACACUAGGUCUCCUAGUGCUUUUCAUUGGUUACCCGCUCAUAACUUGGUUGGUGAGCAUGUCGAGACAUCAUGAUGGUGUAUGCCACCCUGCAGACACGUUGUGUUUGGACGUUGGGGAGCGGCCAUUGUUGCAAAACCUGCGCAUGGGUCUGAUUGACCCAGACACACCGAAAGAGGCGCUCACCAAGAAAAGCGCCAAUGGAAAGGAGAUGAAGCUAGUGUUCUCCGAUGAGUUUAAUAUGCCCGGUCGAACGUUCUUCGAGGACGAUGACCCGUUCUUCCAAGCAGUCGAUAUCUGGUAUGGAGUAACACAGGACAAAGAGUGGUAUGACCCCGACGCAGUAACCACGGCAGAAGGCACUCUCCAGCUUCGAUUCGAUCACUUUGAGAACCACGGUCUUGACUACCGAUCCGGGAUGGUACAAAGCUGGAACAAGCUUUGCUUCAAGGGGGGCCGUCUGGAAGCUAGCAUGUCCCUUCCAGGUGAUGGACACAUCGAAGGGUUCUGGCCUGGUUUCUGGGCAAUGGGUAACUUGGCUCGUCCUGGCUAUGCUGCUACCACCGAUGGGAUGUGGCCAUAUAGCUACCAUGAUGGCUGCGAUGCAGGCAUCACUCCAAACCAGAGUUCUCUUGACGGUAUCAACUGGCUGCCCGGUAUGCGGCUGCCUGGAUGUGCCUGUCCUGGCUCUGAUCACCCGACUCCUGGUACUGCACGCAGUGCUCCUGAAAUCGAUGUGAUUGAAGGUAGCACUGCUCCACUGUAUGGCGACAGUGGUCCCUACGUUGGUAGUGCAUCGCAGAGUUUGCAGACUGCACCAUUCGACCUGUGGUACUUGCCUGACUAUGACUUCGCCGCCGUUUACGAUCCACGCGUCACCGAACUCAACUCCUACCGAGGCGGUGUCUACCAACAGGCCAUAUCGAGCCUAACCAACCUAAACCACCGCUGGUACAACGGCACUGAAUACCAAACCUACUCCUUCGAGUACACACCCGGCGCAGAAGGCGAUGUGACCUGGUUCGUCGGCGCUGAAAAGACCUGGACACUGGAUGCCCGCGCCAUCGGGCCCAAUGGCAAUGUCGGGCAACGCAUGAUCCCACUCGAGCCCAUGGCGCUGAUUAUGAAUAUGGGUAUGGCGGACAACUUCGCGCCGCAGAAUAAGAGCAUCAUCGAUUAUAUGCCUGCUAUCCUGCGCUUCGACUACGUUCGGAUCUACCAGGACCCCGAUGAUGAGAGCGUUACUUGUGACCCACCGGGUUAUGAGACGACUGAGUAUAUUGAGAAACAUCGCAAGGCAUACGAUAAUGCGAACUUUACGACCUGGGACGAGGCUGGGUACCGUUGGCCUAAAAAUUCAUACAUGCAUGACUGUCCGGCUAAUUAG
Penicillium mononematosum is the source of this 1980-nucleotide messenger RNA. Its product is annotated as SKN1/KRE6 family beta-glucan synthesis-associated protein. Bases 1 to 1980 code for a protein of 659 amino acids. Lineage: Eukaryota; Fungi; Ascomycota; Eurotiomycetes; Eurotiales; Aspergillaceae. Gene Ontology annotation, cellular component: endoplasmic reticulum membrane; plasma membrane. The record is from RefSeq and is a predicted model, not a curated record. Gene Ontology annotation, biological process: (1->6)-beta-D-glucan biosynthetic process; fungal-type cell wall organization. The transcript is spliced from 6 exons. Gene Ontology annotation, molecular function: glucosidase activity.